AGUGACACAAAACCAAAGAGUAGUGAGAAACAAAGAUCUAGGAAACUACUCGAAAGAGACGAUGAAGCCAUUGAAUAUUGCGGUUGCGCUUGCAGUGACGGUUCUUAUUGGAACCUUUGGAUCAUCGGAGGCUCAACUUCAAAUGAACUUCUACGGGAAGAGCUGUCCAAACGCAGAGAAAAUCAUUUCAGAUCAUAUUCAAAAGCAUAUCCAUCAUGGUCCUUCUCUUGCAGCUCCUCUCAUCAGAAUGCACUUCCAUGAUUGCUUCGUUAGGGGAUGUGAUGGAUCGGUGUUGAUAAAUUCAACAUCUGGGAACGCAGAGAAAGAUUCAGCACCGAACCUAACACUUAGAGGAUUUGGUUUCGUAGAGAGGAUCAAGACUCUUCUUGAAGCAGAGUGUCCUAAGACUGUUUCUUGCGCUGAUAUUAUCGCUUUAACCGCUAGAGAUGCAGUUGUCGCCACCGGAGGUCCUUCAUGGAGAGUCCCAACGGGAAGAAGAGACGGUAGGAUCUCAAACUCUACGGAAGCUUUUAACAACAUUCCACCGCCAACAAGUAACUUCACGACGUUACAGCGACUUUUCGCUAACCAAGGCCUUAAUCUCAAAGACCUUGUUCUGCUCUCCGGGGCUCAUACGAUUGGUGUCUCGCAUUGUUCUUCCAUGAACACUCGUCUCUACAACUUCUCGACGACAGUGAAACAAGAUCCAUCUCUAGAUACCGAGUACGCAGCUAACCUUAAGGCUAACAAAUGCAAGAGCCUUAACGACAACACCACCAUCCUAGAGAUGGAUCCGGGGAGUAGGAGAAGCUUCGAUCUCAGUUAUUACAGGCUUGUCCUAAAGAGGAGAGGUUUGUUUCAAUCUGAUGCUGCCUUGACGACGAACUCAGCCACGUUGAAGAUGAUCAACGACUUGGUCAACGGUUCUGAAGAGAAGUUUUACAAAGCCUUCGCUAAGUCGAUGGAGAAGAUGGGGAGAGUUAAAGUGAAGACUGGCUCAUCAGGCGUGAUCAGGACACGCUGUUCUGUCGCCGGAAGCUAGUUUUACAUAUACCACAUCGGAAGAGUGGUGUGUGUUCUAUUAUUCAUUGUUGUUAAUUAUCUUUAACUUUUGGGGGAUGUGUUAACGUUGUUACUUUUAUUUUGAUGUUGCGUUGAAAUGUGUUUUAUGCACCCAAGAAUCAUUCUAAAUUUACAAUAAUCCUCUCAUUACUUUGUUUUCACAAUGAAUAAAACACACCAAAAAUUCUCCUCGAGA
Molecule: messenger RNA, 1258 nt
Organism: Capsella rubella
Lineage: Eukaryota; Viridiplantae; Streptophyta; Magnoliopsida; Brassicales; Brassicaceae
Product: peroxidase 30
Exons: 4
Coding region: 62-1042 (326 amino acids)
Biological process (GO): hydrogen peroxide catabolic process; response to oxidative stress
Cellular component (GO): plasmodesma; plant-type cell wall
Molecular function (GO): peroxidase activity; heme binding
Source: RefSeq, a predicted model, not a curated record